Molecule: messenger RNA, 823 nt
Organism: Medicago truncatula (barrel medic)
Lineage: Eukaryota; Viridiplantae; Streptophyta; Magnoliopsida; Fabales; Fabaceae
Product: ethylene-response factor C3
Exons: 1
Coding region: 119-823 (234 amino acids)
Biological process (GO): ethylene-activated signaling pathway; regulation of DNA-templated transcription
Molecular function (GO): DNA-binding transcription factor activity; DNA binding
Source: RefSeq, a predicted model, not a curated record
AAAGCGAAAAUUAUCACAUACACAUAAAUCGAGAGAGAGAGAUUUCUUUGCUUUUUACUAAAUAAAAUAUAUUUAUUCAUUUAAAUCUGUAAAAUACUUUGAUCAAGAUAUUUAUUGAAUGGAUUUUUAUUCUUCCGCAAAUUUAUUUGAUAUUUCAUGGGAAGAAUUGUUUAUGUUCAACAACAUUGACUCCAAUUCUUCAUCAUAUAGUGGUGAAAUGGAUUUACAAGAACUCACAUACAAUGGCCACGUUGAAGAAGAAAACUCACCACAACCAUCACUUGCUCCAAAAACCCUAAAUCCAAAACCACCAUCAUGCAAAAGUACAAACCAUUCACACGUGAAUCCAACAAAACGAGAGAAGAGGCUCUAUAGAGGAGUGAGGACACGACCGUGGGGAAAAUUCGCAGCAGAGAUAAGGGACACAACAAGAAAUGGUGUUCGUGUGUGGAUUGGAACAUUUGAUACAGCUGAAGCAGCUGCUUUAGCUUAUGACCAAGCAGCUUUCUUAACACGAGGAUAUAGGGCUAUCCUUAACUUCUCUGAGCAUGUUGUGAAGGAGUCUCUUCAAAACAUGAAUUUUAAGACAUUGUUAAAUCAAGGUUGCUCACCUUUAUUAGAACUAAAAAGGAUGCAUGUGUUGAGAACAAGGUCUAAGAACCCUAGUAAAAAGGGAAAAAGGGAUUCCAAGAGCAUGGUGUUGAACAAUGCUCAAAAUGUGUUGGUGUUGGAAGAUUUGGGUUCUGAAUAUCUAGAGCAACUUUUGAUGAGUUCUGUUUCCCUUGAAGGUGUUGGAAAUCAUCAAGUCUUUAUACAAAGCUAA